AUGACAAUUGUUACUACUAAUCAAAAUCAUAUCAUCAAUUUCGAACCAAAUAAUAUCGAUCAAUUAGCAUUCUCAUCAAUAAAUAAACUUUUAAUUGCUCAUAAUCAAAACAAUGCAUCGUUAAUAUUCUCGUCAAUAAUAAAUACGAAAGAAACAUUAAUCAACAGCUGCUAUAAUAAUAAUAAUAAUAAUAAUAACAAAGUCGCUAAACGCAAUACAAAAGAACCUUAUCGAUCAGAUUCAACUUCAUCAACAGUAAUAACAUUUAAUUCUUCGUCAUACAUUGAUUAUCAUAGCCAGGAACUACUCGAUUAUCCACUACGCUUAUCUUUACGCUUUCGUACAUUAGGUCGAAUAUCAAACGGCGUUCUUCUGUCAUUAACACAACGUAAAUCUUCAUCGUUAAUUAUCCCGUUUUUUAUCAUCGAACACUCAAAUGGAAAAAUUGAAAUAACCGUUUUGCAAUUAGAUGAAAGAAAAGUAUUAUCAACUGUCACUAGUGUUCAAUGUGGAAAAAAUGUCAAUAAUGACAAUUGGCAUUGGUUACAAGUUGAAAUUGAUCAAAGUGGAAUAUUUACUCUUGUUGUUGAUGAUGAUAGUCGAACAUCUCAAAUCCCGAGUUAUGUUGUCUCGAGUUGGAAUUUAAAUGCAGUAUUAGUUGGUGAUACUCGUCGUUUAAGUUCAGAUAUAUUUCAGCCAUUUAUCGGCUAUAUGAGCGAACUUCUAUUUAACGAUGAAAAUCUAUUUGAAAUCCUAACAAAAUCAAAGGAUGAAUCCAUAUCAAAUUUUUAUUAUGAUAGUCAACAUCUAACUGUUGGUUAUCGCGUAGCAUUCUUUAAUUUAGUUACUGUCAAUACGCAAAAAUCUUAUAUAGCUUUUUCGGAACGUGAAAAUCAAAACAAAAAUCAUGGAAAACUUGACAUUUACUUUCUGUUUCGCUCGUAUGUACCAGAUGGAAUCAUUUUAUACCGCUAUGCUCAAGGCUUAAAUGAAUAUUUUGCUAUUGGUUUACGAGCUGGUAUACUUGCAUUAUUCAUUGAUUUUGGUUUCGGUAAACGACAAAUUGUCAGCAAUGAGUCAAUAAAAUUAGCAGAUGGUAAAUGGCAUGAAGUACGUGUAACAAGAAUUGGAACUGAUAAGAUCGAGCUGGUUGUUGAUAACCGUGCAAAUCGUUCCACAUUGUCAGCUAACGGCAUAAGAAAUGCAGUUUCACUUCAGCCCGUUCUUUAUGUUGGUGGAAUACCGAAUAAUAAUAAUAUUAAUUUAACUGGAUCGGGUCUCAAUGCACAUGGAUUUCAAGGAUGUCUGUCAAGUUUUAUUGUUGAUGGUCGUCUACUUGACUAUCAACGCGCUUUAGUAUUGAACGGACAAGUCAAAAUGAAUGUUUGCUCAGAUUUAAAUAAACUCUGUUAUGAUUUCACAUGUGUUCAUUCGGGCGCGUGUUCAAUAAAUGAAAAUGACGAACCAAGUUGCGAUUGUGUUGAAACAAGUUUUAUAGGGGAACGAUGUGAUAAAUUACCGAAAGGAUUUUAUUUUGGAAAACAUCAUUCCAUUGGCACAAUUAACCAUAUUGUACGAACGGCUCAUCAAGGAGAUUAUGAUAUAAUUUCAUUCGGCUUACAAACAUUAUCUACAUCAGCACAAAUAUUACGUCUUGAAUCUGAACCAAAUUUAUAUAGCCUAGAAUAUGAAAUUGUACGAGAACAGUCUUAUAUGAAAUUAUAUGCGGGCACAAAGCAACCUGAUAUUUAUUCAGCUGUGGUUCAAAUAACGGAUGGAGUCUAUCAUGCUAUUAAAAUAAUUCGACGGCUCUCAACAGUUGAAUUGUAUGUUGACGGGAUUCGAAUUAAAUUAGAAGGAGAAACUAAACUGCCACGACAAUUGGAUCAGCCAAUGGCUAUUUCACAAAAACGUUUACGAAUUGGAAGUUUCAAGAAUGUUUCACAUUGGAAUGGAAUUAUUGCGGGUUUAUCAUUCAAUCGUCAACCCGUAUUUGACAGUCUUUCUAAUACACUUACUUAUUCUGGCGAUGUUGCAGAAGCUUAUCCCGAUAAAUAUACUGACCAAUUCAAUUUAGUUGAUUCAUUUUAUAUUGCAACUGCCAUAAUAUCUUCAACAGCAACAACAGCAGUAACGUCUAUUAUUUCUAGAAUUGAAGAUUCAUCUGAACCAUCUACUGAAACUACUUUAGCAACUUCAACAAUAAGCGUUCCCAUUCUUGAUAGUUUAUAUCAUCAAGACUAUAUAACACAAGUAAAUUUAAUAUCUGAUAUCUCUUAUCAAACACCGGUUGAAUGGUUCUAUAAACAAUUAAAAUAUAUUGGCGUUCGUGGCCUUAUCAUCAGUGCAAUAAUAUCAGUUUCCCUUCUGGCUCUUCUUUUAUUUUUAAUAUUAUGUCUACAUUGUAAAACUCGUCAUACUAGAAAGAAACUUGCCUAUCAAUACAAAGAAACAAAUGGAAAUAACGCUUAUGCUCCAAUAAAAGCCCAUACAAAUAUAUUACCCGAUGGUCGCAAUUCAAAAAAACGUGUACCUAAAAUUCUUCGUUAUUUACAUGCAAAUCAAUCAAAACCACUAUCAUUCCGUUUAACAUCAAAUGGCAGUCUCUCGCGUUUAAACAGUGGCGACAGUUAUCAUCUUAUAUCAGCUUUACAAGAAAAUCAUAAAGAACAAAGAACACCAUCUUAUAAAACAUCCGAUUGUCUUGACAAUGAUCAUUGUUGUGUACAUCCAAGUUUUUCUCAACCAGCACCAGCAUCAGCAUCAAUGUAUCAUCAAGUGAAUCGUUUAAUGUUGUCCAGUAGUGAACCACCAUUACCAUUACCAAAUAUAACAGCCCACCGUUAUGCUACUCCAAUUUCAUCGACAUUACGUUCAGUAAAAAAAGACAUCGAUAAUUCAAGUUCACAAACAUAUUCAGCUGUUUACUCAUGUGAAUUAGCAGCUAACUUAGAUACUGAUCAAGAACUUUUUUCCCAAUUCCGAUCACCAAUCAAACGAAGAUCAGUCAUAAAACCUCGCAAUUCGAUGCUAAUGGAAAAUCAAAUUUUAUAUCUUUAUACAAAAAGUCUUGUUGAUUGUCAUGCAUUACAGUCAAAUAAUUAUCCUACAGUUCUUCUUGCAACAGCUGAUGAAAAUAGAAUUCAAUUAUUGCAUGCGCACUCCGGUAAUUUUCAUUCUCAACUUCCUAUCUCAUCAGUUGGCGCUUGUCACACAAUGAUAUUCUCACGUGAUGGCCAAUUUCUAAUUGGACUCUUCUACGAAGUUACUUCCAAUGUAAAUCCAUAUGCUGUUAAAAUUUGGUCAACAGAUGAUUAUUCAAUACGAACAAAUUUACAUCCAAUAAAAUGUUCCAUAGCCGUUACAUCUCGACAUUCGCCUAUUCUCUACAUGGCUGGAAAACAAAAGUACGGUCGCGGUAUAUCACUUGGUUUACUUGAUCUGGACUCUUGUUGUCUUGCACGUGAACUUAAAUCCGAUCCUGAUACAUCUAUUGGCGAUGAAAUAAAACGAAUUAUAUUAACAAAAAAUGAGUCCUAUGCACUCGUUGCCUGUACCGAGUACUCAAGUACGUUUGCAUGUUUCGUCGUUUUUAAAUUAGAAGCAGCAGCCCUAAUCCCUGAUGAGCCUUCAUCUCUAAUAACUGGUUCUAUGAGUAAUUGUACAAUGAUAUUAACAAGAUUCGAUUGUAAUCCAAGUUAUACAUUCUCAAUUGUUGAUACAAAUAAUAAUGGUGAUCAAUAUAUGUUAACUGUAUUGCGUACAAAUGAAAUUAUUAUUUGGCAAUUGAACGAUGGAGAAAUAAUCUUUAAUUAUAAUUUUAAUUAUUUAUUCGACGACACAAAUAAACAUGAACUGAAUGAUUGUCAAAUGAAUGACAAUCGUUUACUAAUAUUCGCUCAGCCGGAUCAAGUUUUUAUUUGGGAUGUUACUGUUCCUCUAGGACAAUUUUUAUUUGUUACAAGUAUUUGUGAUCCAUUGAUUCAUUCGAUUAGUUGGUUUGAUCAUCGGCAUUUUCUUUCCAUUGAUCGCGAUGGCCAACGAAUACGUUCAAUACAAUCUUUACAUGUACAUUCGAUAUGCAAUAAUAUAAAUAAACAAAAACAGCAUUUUAUUGUUGGAUUGUCAACGAACGAACGCAGUCUAAUGAUGUUUGAAUAUAAUCAAUUAUAUGAUGAUGAUGAUGAUCAUACUGAUUCAUCGAAUAAUAUGAUUAUUGAGUGA
Rotaria socialis is the source of this 4224-nucleotide messenger RNA. The record is from the annotation of a GenBank genome assembly. NCBI's taxonomy places the organism in Eukaryota, Metazoa, Rotifera, Eurotatoria, Philodinida, Philodinidae.